This is a messenger RNA of Selaginella moellendorffii, 827 nucleotides long. RefSeq names its product NDR1/HIN1-like protein 6. The transcript has 2 exons. The record is from RefSeq and is a predicted model, not a curated record. Gene Ontology annotation, cellular component: plasma membrane. The coding region runs from base 107 to 763 and encodes 218 amino acids. NCBI's taxonomy places the organism in Eukaryota, Viridiplantae, Streptophyta, Lycopodiopsida, Selaginellales, Selaginellaceae.
UAUAAAUUCCAUAGGUAGUUUUUUCCUUCCAAGAAAUCUCUUUAGCAAAAGAGAGGAGAGCUCUCUUUUUUAGACGAGGGAAACGCGCGCGCGAGAGGGAGAGAGAAUGAGAAGCGCUAGUGGCCGGCGCAAGCUCCAUCUCCAUCACGACUACUACGACGAUUACGAUCGAUCCAGGGCUUGCCGGCGAUGCUGCUGCAUUGGAUUCCUCCUCGUCGUCGUCCUAGCGGCGAUCGUCGCGCUCGUCCUCUUCCUCGUCCUGCGCCCCAGGCGGCCAGAUUUCUCCCUCCAGGACGCGCGCAUUGUCUCGUUUCGCGUCGAGCAGCCCGCGCCGCUCACCACUAGCGGCAUGGCGGUGCUGCUGUCCAUGGAUCUGGAGCUCACGCUGGCGGCGCACAAUCCCAACAAGGUCGGGAUCAGGUACUCGGCGACGCGGAUCUACAUCUACUACAGGCGGAAUUUCGUGGGAUUGGCGGUGGCUCCAGCGUUCUAUCAGCCGGCGCGCAGCAGCGGGCUCGUCCGGGCGUCGAUCGUCGUGGACAGGGUCAAUGUGCUCCAGGCGACGGCGGAGGAUCUGCUCCAGGACGCGGCCAGCGGGAUUGUGAAGCUGGAUCUGCGCGGGAAGAUCCCGGCGAGGAUCGUCGUGCUGGGAAUCCAGACGCCCCGGAUCGAGGUGGGGAUUUCUUGCGAGAUCGCUGUGAGCCCGCGGCAACAGCAGCUCGUGAGCAAGCAGUGCGGGGUGAAGAACGUUAAUCUCGACUAGGUAGACGUGUCAAAAAAAUUUAACUCAAUCUCGAGCUUAUAAAGGUCUCGCGUUCGAUUCCCAC